Molecule: messenger RNA, 1155 nt
Organism: Lottia gigantea (owl limpet)
Lineage: Eukaryota; Metazoa; Mollusca; Gastropoda; Lottiidae
Exons: 9
Biological process (GO): anatomical structure development; regulation of transcription by RNA polymerase II
Molecular function (GO): DNA-binding transcription factor activity, RNA polymerase II-specific; RNA polymerase II cis-regulatory region sequence-specific DNA binding
Source: RefSeq, a predicted model, not a curated record
GAAUGUGAAUGGGAUACAUGCAAUGAACAGAAAACAGACAUGGCUCAGUUUGUUAAACAUAUUUCUCAACAUAUUACAGAAUAUGUUGUUUCAGACAAUGUAGAGAAGACUCCAAAUGGAACCAUGUUUUCAUGUGGCUGGCAGGAGUGUGGUGCUCAGAUAAUCGGAAAUCUAAGUGACUUUAACAGACAUGUGUAUUUCCAUGCCUUUCAUGUUCGUAUUAAGUGUCUGGGUAGAGCAUUGUGUAUCUCAGCUGGGUGUACUGACGGCUGCUCUACCGACGGAUUGAGUCGCAAUUCUAUACCAGAACUACCAGAGAAUUUAAUCUGUGGUUGGAAAGAUUGUGAGAUUAUCUAUGAUAAUCCGGUGUAUUUUUAUAGUCAUGUUAAUCAACAUAUCGAGGAAUAUGGAGAGGGCAAUAACUUACACGGGGGAGCCAAGUGUAAAUGGGCAGGAUGUGAUACAGUAGUUAAAAGUAGAUAUAAGUUAAGAGAGCAUCUGAGAAGUCAUUCACAAGAGAAAGUUAUAGCUUGUCCUACUUGUGGAGGGUUAUAUUCCAACAGAACUAAGUUUAUUGAUCAUCAGAAAAGACAAGCUGAUAACUCUAAACAAUUAUACCAAUGUUCACAUUGUAACAAGAGAUUUGCUACAGCUCGUAUUCUACGAGACCACAUGAGGCAUCAUGUAAACCAUUAUAAAUGUCCGUUUUGUGAUAUGACGUGUCCGUCACCUUCUGGUUUACGUUCUCAUAUAAAAUAUCGUCAUUCACAGGAAAAACCUUUUAAAUGUCCUCACUGUGAUCAUAGUUCUAAAAGUUCGAAUGAUUUACGCCGCCAUCUGGAAUGUCAUAGUGAAGCCUCAAUGUUUUACUGUCAGGAGGAGGGUUGUGUAUUUGAAUCAAGAACUUAUAAUGGGUUAACACGCCAUGUUGUUAAAGUACAUCAGAAUAAAGAUACGUGUAAUUUAAGAUAUGCCUGUCAUUUAUGUGAGAAGAAAGUGAGCCGAGGAACCAUAUUAACUAAACAUUUAAAAUCAACUCACAAAUUUAAAUGGCCGUCUGGUCAUUCCAGGUUUAGGUACAAACUUCACGAUGAUGGAUUUUGGAGGUUACAGACUGUGCGUUAUGAAAGUAUCGAGGUUUCGGAUCAGUACGUC